GGGUGCGCAGGGGCCGUAUUCUGUAGCGGUUCCUUUGGGAACCGGUUCCUUUGGGCUGUUGCCAUUGGUCGGCGUUUCGUUGUCGUCAUCCCUGGUGGGCGGGACGACAAAUUUUGAUGACGUCACACAGGUUGCCAAUCUUCUGGAAAGGAACCGGUUCCCUGCUAGGAGAGGAACCGCGGAGAAGUGGUUCUCUCGAGGGUCGCGCGCGGGGGCAAGCAUGAUGUCGAGGGUUGCUAGGGCAACCGUGGCUGCCGGCUAACCUCGCGCCAGCUGACGAGCCGGCACCUAGACGAGACGAGACAGAGACGGCAAUGGCGGCUCCUUUGGUUGUGUUGCUGGGGAGUGCCGAAAGACAACGACGCGACGAGAGGCAACGACGCGACGCGUUCGGCAUGGCCGAAGAAGAGUUUCGAAGGCAUUUUAGGCUCUCCAAAGACAUAGUGUGACGUCUUUGUGAUGAGCUGGAAGGACAUCUCGGACCUCAAAGAUUUCGUGGUGUCGACAUUACGAUGAAAGUGCUGUGCGCGCUGCGGUUUUUUGCCACCGGGAGCUUUCAACAGUGCGUCGGGAAUGAAGAAGCGAUUGCACUGUCGCAGCCUUCGAUCAGCCGGAUCAUUACAGCCGUCGCCAAGGCCAUUACGGUUGUGGGCAAAGAAAAAGGAUGGGUUAGAUUCCCAUCCACGGCGCAACAGAAAGCCGCCGUCAAGGAAGGCUUUCUUAGCCGUGGAAAAAUUCCAGGAGUUCUAGGAUGUGUGGACGGGAGUCUGAUAGCCAUCGUUCGCCCUAAGAAGCUCGGCCCCGGCGAAACGGAAUCGUACUGGAGCCGUAAAGGGUAUUACGCCCUCAACUGCAUGGUCGUGUGUGAUGCAAAGCUGAAUAUCCUGGCAAUUGACCCACGGUUUCCGGGAUCGUGCCACGAUUAUUUCGUUUGGAGGCAUUCUGCAUUUCGCCGCCGCCUCACUCGUGGCCUGUUACUUCAUGGAGAAGUCUUGCUUGGGGAAUCUGGGUACCCGCUAGAGCCAUGGAUCAUGACUCCUGUGCCUGGUCACCCAAAUCGCCUCACGGCAGAGGGGCGCUAUAAUGAGGCACACGCAUCAAUGCGAAAUGCCGUUGAGCGGUGCAUAGGAGUCGUCAAGAGCCGCUUCCGAUGCCUGCAGAGGUAUCGGGUGCUCCACUACUCGCCUCAGAAAGCAGCCACUAUUGUUGCAGCUUGUGCAGCGCUGCAUAACAUCUGCCUUGCAGCAGGCGUGCCUCUGCCAGACGACCCAGGUGACGACGGUGCACAUGACGACAGCGCACAGGAGCCAGCCCAGGCACAAGUGCCGCUUCAAGUACAGGUGCCACCGCAGGCGCACCCUGUACAGCCUUCUCGAGCUUUGUUUCAAAGAGGCCGUGCGGUGCGUGAAACCAUAGUUGGUGUGUUUCGGCUGCCCAGAAAUUUGCGCAUUGCCUACCUGCAAAGUGUGUGCCGGCGCAUUCGCUGGCAAAUGAGGUGGAGACAUGUGCUGGUGUAACAUAUUUUAUUUUUAUUAUCAUAAAAGUAAAUAGGCCGUGCACUUCAACAUAACACAUUGCGUGUGCUCACAUGUGGCUAAUCAUAGUAUGCUGCAUACUGCAGUAGUGGAAAGCACAUGAUUUGUCUAUGUUGAGCAUGACAGAUACACAUGCAGUGACAAAUAACCAUGUGCCAUUAUGUUACUCCUUUGCUUUGUUCACUGUGCUUUUGAAUAUUGUCUCGCCAGGGAAUUUUCUUUAAAUAAAGGUUAUUUCCAAGGUGAA
Messenger RNA from Dermacentor andersoni, 1782 nucleotides. Its product is annotated as putative nuclease HARBI1. The record is from RefSeq and is a predicted model, not a curated record. NCBI's taxonomy places the organism in Eukaryota, Metazoa, Arthropoda, Arachnida, Ixodida, Ixodidae.